Microplitis mediator is the source of this 638-nucleotide messenger RNA. RefSeq lists its product as uncharacterized. The transcript has 2 exons. The record is from RefSeq and is a predicted model, not a curated record. Bases 27 to 638 code for a protein of 203 amino acids. Lineage: Eukaryota; Metazoa; Arthropoda; Insecta; Hymenoptera; Braconidae.
UUAUCAUACUGCAUUAUUGAUAAACAAUGUCUAAUGAAACAAAGCAACGAAACUACAUUAAUUUAGUUGGCUUCGAGUCCAAGACUUUAAAUGAUUCGAAGUUACCCGUGAAUCGUGAUAUUUUAUGUUUAUUUUACUAUCAACAUCGCACGGAAAAAUUAAUUAUUCGUGAAGGUGCAAAAUUUGUUUUAAACGACGUCACCCAUGUGUGGAAUAAGUUUACGUUACCCGCAAUCAAUUCACAUCGUUCAAUUUUAAAAAUUGAAAAAUUAUAUAAAGAUUGGCUAAAAACUCAGAUCAAUAAGUCUCGAAAAAAAUCUCCAGCACAGAUUUCACUCGAAAAAGUUUUUGUUGAGUCUCUCGAUAAUUUGUUUGACAUUGCUCCUCAAAAUGUCUUACAGACGUUGAACUCACCACAAAAAAGAGUUUACAUUGACAAUCGGGAAAUUCUGAAGAGUAGCCAGUUGAGAAUUUCAAACAAUGUUCAAGAGGUAAAGAGUACAUCAUCUAUUUAUCUGGAAGAAAACGCGAAUGUCGUUAAAAUGAAAAGUACUGAUACAGCUUCAAACACUGAUAUAAUUGAUAUGACAGCAAUGGAUAGAGCAAAUGUGAGCAGUAAACAAGCGAUAUUGCUGUAA